This is a messenger RNA of Paramecium sonneborni, 278 nucleotides long. The record is from the annotation of a GenBank genome assembly. NCBI's taxonomy places the organism in Eukaryota, Ciliophora, Oligohymenophorea, Peniculida, Parameciidae.
AUGGCUUUCUCUUGUCAUGGAAUAAAAGCUUAGAAAAACAUUUUUUCUUAAAAAAAGUUAAUCACUAUUCCAACUAUUUAAACAAUUGGAUCUAGAGAUCCUUUACAAUUAGAAUCAAUUAUAUAAUCAAGUGAAUUUCUAAAUCCAAUAAUUAUUUACACAGAUGCAAGUAAAUAGAUAUUCUAAUUAUAGCACAUAGAGUUCCUAUAUUUUCAUUUGAAUAACUUAAGAAAAUCUAGAAAUUUGUACAAUUAGCCUUAGAAUAACCGAAAUUAUGA